CCGCACAAUAACUUGUGGAUUCUGGCGGAUCAAAAGGGAGAGGACGCCAAUAUGAAGCAAAAUGUUGCUCUGCGUUUUUAUUUCCCUCUCGCGAUGGCCAGAGAAAAUAUCCGAAAACUGGCCAUGGAAUUUUUUGAAAAUUGGAAGACGGGUAGAUUGUUGAGCCAUGACGGAGCGAAGUGGAUCGUCAAGAAGAAGAAGGUCAAAAACGUCAAGCCUGGGGUGGCCUACAUCGACAACGACAAGUUGGGCAAAAAGGAGGUGGUAUACAACGUCCCCGUGGAGCCGCCGACUAGGAAAGGCAAAAAGAAGAAAGAGGAGGGUGAUUGGUUCGUGCAAGUGCCGGACCCGGACGCGCAUUGUUGGAAAGCGAUGGAAUCACUCAUCGACAAUGAGAAGUGUCGCGUUCUGAAGAAGGUGCCUGCUUGCGAGGUCCUUUGGGUCCAGGCCGGCUCCCUGUCGUUGGCGAAGCUGGAAAAGCUCAGCGUGCAGGACAUGGUGCAGUUGGUGAAGUGCAACCGGGUGCUGGUCCAGUUGUGGAAUUACUACCAAUUCAAGCACGAGAAGAGGUCGGGCGCGGAUUGGAUCCAAAAGCACCCUUUCCUGAAAUCGAGGUCUGUCGUGUUCAAGAAGUUCGAAAGUUGGGGAUUGGAUGACGAUUUGUGGGACGGUAGCAGGAAAUACGUUUCAGACUCGACGUUGUUCAAGGACCGCCCGCCAUAUAUGGGUUGCGAGGAGGACCACUCGAUCGAGGCGACUGAAAAGUUGGUGGGCCACAAGAAGUUGACCGUCGACUGGAGAAACAAGGUUCUCUCCGUGUUGACUGGGAGUAGUUUGAAGAGUCAGGAGAUCGCACUUGCCGAAGGCAUUGUUCUCAUCAAAUGGAAAGACAUGGGGGACGUGACAUCCAUCGCGCCGUUCGGCAACGACCCUUUGGAGACGGACAUCAUGAGUGCAGAGGUGAAGGAAGCAGUGGCUGCCACAAAGAGCAACAUGUUCGUCCUCGAUCUAUGCGAGCCGGUUGACCUCAAACCAUGGAAACCCCAAUCGUGGGAGACUUUGAAUUCAUAUCUUCAGACAUGGUGUCCUUCGCAUUGGACUCUCGUUGUUUUCGUGCCGCAGCAGCAAAACCUCUCGUUUCUUGCAAGCAUGCAUCAUCCUUCUUUCGUAAAGCUACUGGAGGGGAAGUGGGUGAGGAGGAAACAGCAAAAGACAAGCUUUCCCGUGGGGAAUAAUUUGUACACGGAAGACGACUGCAUGUACAUCCUCUUCAAGGGUGACAAUCUGCGCGUCAACACGUCCGUGAUCUAUGAGGGAAGGCAGCUUAAGGGUGUCGUUGCUGCAGUGCGCAAGAAGGGAGAGGGUGUCGUUUUCCUUGGGAAACCGCACGCGCGAAGCGUGUGGGAACUUCUGAAGGCAGGCCGACACGUUGUCGUGAUGGAAGGGAACUCCGACCUCUUGCAAUUCACCAUGCAACUCGUCAAAAGCGAGGUCAAUUCAGGGGCGCACAAUUGCGAGUUCAUGGUCGUGAAGGCGCCCCCCAAUCGGGUGUGGAGCAACAAGACGGACAUGUGGUUCAAGUUGAGCGAGAGGAAGAGGAACAAGAUAUACGACUUUUUGUUCCUUCAAACGCGGCCGAGGAAGGACACUGACGCCGAGUACGUCAGCCGCAAGGACCACAUGUUGGCAUUGCUCGACAACCACCACUUCGCCUCGCGCAUGAACGCGAAGACCUUUCUCGAAAGGCUGCAAUCCCUGUACUUCGUGGAGUUCGAGAAGGAGUUGAAGUUAGGCAAUUACGCUUCCUUGAUCUCCACUGAUGAUGAGGCAGCCACCGAUGUGGAGUUUGACGCCAACGCGAAGGAGGAGGAGAGCGACACCGAGAGCCUUGACCUGCACCUUGGUUGCUAUCGGCAGCUGCUCCGGCGGAACUUGAAGUCCGUCGGGAUCCGAACUACGUCGGUUGAGGAGCCGCCAGAGCGGUCCGCCAUGCAAAGUCACUCAGGGUUGGGAACGCUAAGCCAGGAUCCGCCUGAGCGGGAGCAACGGCCGCCGGGAUUGCAGCGAGAGGCUACAAGUGCAGGGACCGCCGACACGGGGACGACGAAGUCCGCCGAGAUCCGAACUUCUUCAGACGGGGGGUGUCGGCCAGGGAUUGUCGAGUCGCCGAGAGAGGCAGCGUGCAUGGACACAGAAGGGCGGGCCUCGGGAUUAAACACGGGUACCGGGGACGGGGCUCAAUUGCAAGGAAGGGAAGUAGGGGAGGAAAUGGAGGGAGGAAAGGAAUCGGAAGAAGCGGAGGAGAAAGGGGAAGAAGGGGAGGAAGGGGAGGAAAGGGGAGAAAGGGAGCUCAUUGAAUUGCUUGAAGGAAGAGAGGGUGCCAGAGGGGACGUGAGUAUUGGAGACGACGAAGAGGACGAUAGUGAGGACGAUGGCGGAUCUGGAGAGUCAUCUAACGGGUUCGGACAACUGUACGGAGAGCAUCACGAGGAUGAUGUCAACAAUGAUGCCACGGCAACGGAGAUGGAGACACAGGUGGUUAGCAGCCUUUCUGUAGGGCCUGAUUACUAUGAGGUCCAACCACUGGCAUCUGCCGUCGAUUUGCAACACCGGUUCGAGGAGGCCCCUGUUGCUAUGAGCCCGUCUAAAGCAAGUCGUCGUAUAAGCAUCGACGAAGUUAUCGACGGUAUCCUCCGCGACCAGCACGUGUCCGCGCAUCCGUCCUCAACGCAUGACGGAGACGACGCCGACAACAUCACAUCUUCCGUGGCAGCUGCCCUCGCUUCCUCGCCGCUGAAAUCUCAGGGUCACCCUCGCCAGCGGAGGGGAAGGCGAGGUCAAAGGACGACAACAUGUCACGUCACCGAAAAAAUCUAGGGUCGCAGGAGCUCUCGACGUG
Chara braunii is the source of this 2899-nucleotide messenger RNA. The record is from the annotation of a GenBank genome assembly. Lineage: Eukaryota; Viridiplantae; Streptophyta; Charophyceae; Charales; Characeae.